This is a messenger RNA of Aspergillus ibericus CBS 121593, 441 nucleotides long. RefSeq lists its product as uncharacterized. The coding region runs from base 1 to 441 and encodes 146 amino acids. The transcript has 4 exons. The record is from RefSeq and is a predicted model, not a curated record. NCBI's taxonomy places the organism in Eukaryota, Fungi, Ascomycota, Eurotiomycetes, Eurotiales, Aspergillaceae.
AUGUCUUCAAUUGCUGCCAUGGCCUCCCGCCGGGCCUUUGCCCGCCAAUCCCUUCUCCGCGCUCCCCCGCGCCGCUUCUACAGCGCCUCCAAGGUCGAGGAGGCUGGCCUCGACAAGGGCCCCAAGCGUGACCCCGAGCUCUACGUUCUGCUCGGUGUCAUGUCCGGUGCUUUCCUGCUUGCCGGAUGGUACUUCGGCAGCAAGCCCACCUCCGUCACCUCCGAGAGCAACGUCCGCAUUGGCGAGAGUGCCAUGCCCUGGGAGCAGGCCGAUGAGAGUGGCAAGGUCUACAAGUACCAAUACCACCCCCACGGUGACAAGAGCCAGCCCCUGCGCAACGCCCCCAGCGCCUUGAACACCGUCAUUGUCCCCAACGUUACCCUGCCCGUGGACCUCCACGAGCGCUUCAACAAGUACGGAAAGGAGGAGUGGGACUACUAA